AUGGACCUCAAGAUAGUAGGACCUGGGUGCACUGCUCUUCAUGCUCAUUACAUGAAAGAUUGUGCCGACAAUGAGAAGAGUGGGAUAUUGGUUAGGUUCAAGGGUAUUUAUAUGUUGAAUUCAUCAGAUUUUGAGGUCGGGCUUGUGAGAUCAUUGUUUGUAGAAGCUAAGGCUAAGGACAUCCCUGUGGGCUUUCUUGAUCCACAACUGAUGUCACUGGAUAGCAUAAAGUUUGAUAGAGCAGCUGUUCUGCAGUAUGUGCAAAAAGCCUUCACCAAAUAUACCGGCAAAGACUUCAUAAUGUUUGCCUACAACUCUGGUGGCCAUUGGGUCGUUCUGAUAGUAAUUCAAAAGUGGAAUAAAGUGAUAUACCUUGAUUCCAACAAAUCUGGAAACCAUGAUUUCAGCAUGUUAAAAUUGUUGAUUGAUGAGGCUUUUGCAACACACACAAGCAAGAUGAAAGACAAACCAAAGCCAUUGACACAUGCUGCUAAAUAUGCGUGCCACCAACAAUCUAUUUCCGGCAAAGGAUCUAGCUUCUAUGCUGCACACCUGUAA
Messenger RNA from Sorghum bicolor (sorghum), 558 nucleotides. RefSeq lists its product as uncharacterized. Gene Ontology annotation, molecular function: cysteine-type peptidase activity. The record is from RefSeq and is a predicted model, not a curated record. The coding region runs from base 1 to 558 and encodes 185 amino acids. Gene Ontology annotation, biological process: proteolysis. NCBI's taxonomy places the organism in Eukaryota, Viridiplantae, Streptophyta, Magnoliopsida, Poales, Poaceae. The transcript is spliced from 4 exons.